AUGAUACUCGAGAUGCGAUGCGUAUCAAAGGCCAUGUUAAUAUUCGUCAUGCUGGGUUUGGCAGCGAUGUCUUCCGCAUUAGACAUGCCGCUUUGCGCAAUAGAUUGCAUGUCGGCUAGUAUCAAAAGCUCGCCCUGCAUUAUGCACGAUACUUCUUGUAUCUGUGCAAAUGCCCCGUUACAGUCAAAUUUGACAGCGUGUAUCCAAGCUAGCUGCACCGUCAGGGACGGUCUAAGUAAGCCUGGGAUGGGUGCCGCUUCAAGUCUUUUGAGUGUGAGUAUGGGUAUGUUAGAGUUUUUGAGUGAGUGCUUUGCAAUUAGCAAUGAGCUAGUCUGUUCUUGUUUUACUGAACCAUCGAUUCAAGUGGUCGACGCAGGCUACGGACGUGAUAUCUGGACGAUAUCUUUUUCAAAUGUCACCCUUAUUCUCAAGUAUAAUUGGGUUGUUGAGAUGCUCUAUGUCGGCGCUGUUUCCUCAAUCAAAUUGGCUUUCCUCAGCCUUUACCUCCACAUUUUCCCAAAUCACGGACUCCGAAGUGGAAUCUACAUUACUAUGGGAAUAGUGGUCGCUUACUUCAUCGCCUUUUUCUUCGGAACUUGCCUCAACUGUUUACCUGUCUCAUAUAUCUGGACUUCAUGGACAAAUGAGACCAGGGGUAAUUGUCUAAAUUUCAAUGCCUUUGGAAUUGCGUGCGCAGUUCUCAACAUAGUCCUCGACGUGGUUGUGAUGGCCCUGCCACUUCGCGAACUUGCGAGACUGAAGCUUCGGCCAGUGAAGAAGAACCUGGUGAUGCUGAUGUUUUGUACAGGAUUUUUCAUCACGAUCGUGAGCAUCAUUCGCCUUAAGUCGGUCGUGACAUUUGCCCAUACAAGCAACGCAACAUACGAUUUUGUGCCCGUUGCAUACUGGUCGCUCAUCGAAAGUUACACAGCAGUGAUCUGUGUCAGCAUGCCAGCAAUGCGCCGCCUGUCAAAACGUCUUCUUGACCCCUGCAUUGGCAUUCCCCACUCAUCUGGGAUAGAUCCAAAGACAACUGAGAGAGAAAAGAGUUUCCAUCUUCAGCGAGUGGCCGGGCGGCACUCCCGAGGUGUCUCUCUCGGAAAAAACAUCAAGGCCUCUGUGAGCCAGGAGCCCCUGACUCGCCAAUAUUCGGAUGGGAUAGAGCUGGCCGAUGUUGUCGAAAGAUCGUGA
Molecule: messenger RNA, 1191 nt
Organism: Penicillium diatomitis
Lineage: Eukaryota; Fungi; Ascomycota; Eurotiomycetes; Eurotiales; Aspergillaceae
Product: CFEM domain-containing protein
Exons: 6
Coding region: 1-1191 (396 amino acids)
Source: RefSeq, a predicted model, not a curated record